AUGAUCUAUGGAUAUCCAUUUGAAGUUACGGCGGAUCAUGCCUCAUUCGUAGAUGAAGGCCGGCAGAUCAAUGGUCGCAUUUCCGGCGGUAAUUUGGCAGACGAAAAUCAAUUUCCCUAUCAGGCUGGAUUGAAUAUUGAAACAACGACGGGAAAAUUUACAUGGUGUGGUGGUAGUUUGAUAUCAAAUCAAUGGAUAUUGACUGCGGGUCAUUGUGUUCAUGGGUAACAUAUCCAUAGCAUCACGGGUGUUAUAGUAUAUUUAGGGUCGGUACACCGCCUACAACCCAAGCAGACAUAUCGGAUAUCGCUGGCCGACAUUCACAUCCAUGAACAUUUCAAAUCAUCUCCAUUGGAAAAUGAUAUUGCCCUGCUGCGUCUACCCUCGAGGGUGACAUUCAGUGAUGCCAUAUAUCCCAUAACAUUGCCCCGACUAUUUUCCUUUCAUCCGGCCUAUGAAUAUAGAGAGGCUGUUACUUCGGGUUGGGGUCGUGAAAAUGAUGUAUCUUCAAAUAUCUCCCCUUUUUUGAAAUACAUAAUUCGUUAUACCCUGACCAAUGAAGAAUGCCAAUUUGUCUAUGGAAGUUCUGUGCGUCCCAGUAAUAUUUGCAUUGACACCACCGGCGGCCAAUCAACAUGUAGUGGUGAUAGCGGUGGUCCAUUGGUUAUCUAUGAUAAUCUCCAGGGCCUGAUACAAAUUGGUCUAACUUCGUUUGGUAAAUCUUCUGGCUGUACAAAGGAAUAUCCGGCUGUCUUUACACGAUUGACAUCGUAUUUGGAAUGGAUUUAUGUGAUAUCAGGGGUGGGGAAUUUUUAA
Messenger RNA from Musca vetustissima, 816 nucleotides. RefSeq names its product brachyurin. The record is from RefSeq and is a predicted model, not a curated record. Gene Ontology annotation, molecular function: serine-type endopeptidase activity. Lineage: Eukaryota; Metazoa; Arthropoda; Insecta; Diptera; Muscidae. The transcript has 4 exons. Gene Ontology annotation, biological process: proteolysis.